GAGAGGACAGCCACAAACAACCUCCCUUUUAUUCGGGAUAUCUCAAGAGCCGUAAAACAUUCAAAUAAGAAAUUCAUUAAAAUUGACAAGCCCCCUGUAUGCCAGAAAUUAUUACAGAAAGGAAAGAGAUAUAGAUUAGUUUGUGAGCCAGAAGCUGAAGUAACUCCAGAGGAAAUUGAAUUUGUUGACGGAUCUCUCUUGAAACUAAAAAGUUACAUUGAAGUCUAUUUGGAGAAACCCGACGACUUCACCUUGUCUUUGGUUGAGCUGGAGUCCGAUGCGACCGUAUGGAAAGCAAAACUAAGAGAGAGUGACUGGAUACAUUAUGAUCAGAACAAAAACGAGCAGAAAAGAAGCGCAGUCAGUGUCAAAAAACGGAAGCCAGCCAUCAGCGUUUCGGAAGAAGACGAGCUCUGUAGCAAAAAGCAAAAGACCAGCAAUACUGCAGAUGGAAUUGAAACAAAAAUCUUAACUGAUCAACAGCUGAUGAUGAUCGCAAAGCUGUUUGGUAGGCAGUGGAGAGAAAUUGCCAUUGAGUGUCUUCAGAUGGAAAUGAAAGACAUUGAGCAGAUUCAGGCAACGGAGGAAGAAGUUAAUAUGCAAAAAUUUCUGGUGUUAAGCAAGUGGAGAGACAGGGAGCAAAGCAACGGAACUGCAGAAGCUUUGUACAGAAGUCUCUAUGAAAAAGCGUCCUAUGAGAUACUGCAAGCCCUACAAGGGAAAGACAGGGAGAAAAGUUAUGCAGAAAUUUUCGUCCCCUUAAAAAAAAAAUUGAACUGCCAAAAUCAUGAGCUAUUGGAUGAAAUGUUGCAAGGUUGUCGUAAGUUGUGGGCCAUCUUUCCAACCCUCGAUGCUCCACUGCUAGGUACAUCCCAGGGGGUGGCCGAGGAAAAGGGCUGUGUUGGUGCCCAGGACCUCGAGGGCUUUUAG
Messenger RNA from Fulmarus glacialis (Northern fulmar), 930 nucleotides. RefSeq names its product THO complex subunit 1-like. The record is from RefSeq and is a predicted model, not a curated record. NCBI's taxonomy places the organism in Eukaryota, Metazoa, Chordata, Aves, Procellariiformes, Procellariidae. The transcript is spliced from 8 exons. The annotation marks the transcript as partial. Gene Ontology annotation, molecular function: protein binding. Gene Ontology annotation, biological process: regulation of DNA-templated transcription elongation; mRNA export from nucleus; signal transduction. Gene Ontology annotation, cellular component: THO complex part of transcription export complex.